CCACCAUGCAUGUCACAUGUCCACUAAUUAAUUGGCACUGGCACUCUGUAAAGGAUCUACAAUUUACUAAAACAACAUGGGAGUUGUUUUGGUCUCUAGCUUCUGCUUGCUCUGCCUUGCUGUAAGCACUGUGGCCAUACCUAAAGAAGGACAAUGGUCUGCUCAAGGAUGGACUAUAACUGGAAAGCCAUCUCCAGGGCAUGAGGUGAAGCUCACCUUUGCAAUCAAGCAGCACAACCCGGACUGGCUCAAGGACAAACUCAAAGCUGUGUCCUACCCAGACUCUCCACACUACACUGACUACAUGAACUUUGACGAGAUUGCUCAGUACGUGUAUGGAAAACCAGAAUCUGUUAAAGUCGUCACUGAAGCUUUGGAGUCGAUGGGAGCAAACAAAAUAGACUUUACUAUCGGACGAGAUUUCGUUGUCGCCUGGGUUCCUUUUGAAGCUGCCGAGAAGUUCUUUCAAGCAAAUUUCCUGGAGUUCAAACAUAAUGAAAUAUCUGGAUUGAAUAUCGUAUCAUCACUGUACUACACUGUACCUUUGAGUUUAAAGAAACACAUUGACUUUGUGUCGGGUUUCAUUAUCUUCCCAGGUUAUCCGUCCAAGCCCGUUGAAAAGAAACCAGUCGGCGGUGAUAAAUUAAUUAUCGUAACUCCUAAGAUCAUUGCUGAGAAGUACAACACAUCCGACUAUGUAUCUACAAACAAAAACAAUUCGCAGGCUGUGGCUGCUUUCCUAAAGCAAUAUUUCGAUCCAACUGAUUUGAAGAAGUUUCAGGAACUCUACAAACUUCCGGUGAAAGCGAUUGCAAAAGUUGUUGGGAAGAACGUUGACGACGAUCCUGGAGCUGAAGCCAACCUCGAUGUACAGUACAUCUCUGCCACAGGACGUAACGUGGACACCUGGUUUAUUUCGAUCUCCACCUACAAUGGAAAGCAAGAAGAUUUCCUCUCAUGGAUCACAGCACAAGUGAACACUACUGACUCUCCCUGGGUUCAUUCUGCAAGCUAUGGUGAUGAGGAGAACUCAAUCGAUGUGGACUAUGCAAAUCGAGUGGAUAAUGAAUUCAUGAAAUUUGGAAUUUCCGGACGAACCGUUUUAUUUGCUUCUGGCGACAGCGGUGCAGAUUGUGGUACUGGUGGCAAAUAUACUCCCGAAUGGCCAACAAGUAGUCCCUAUAUAACCGCUGUGGGGGGUACAACGAGCCUUACUUCCGUAUGGUCCGAAGGGGGUGGUGGUUUCUCGAAUGUCUUCCCAAUGCCUGAGUAUCAGAAAGCUGUAGUUGAAGCUUACCUAAAAGGCAAUGAUGUCCCUAAUAAAGAUCUUUUUAACACGUCUGGACGUGCUUAUCCUGAUGUUAGUGCGUUUUCAACGGACUUUAUCAUUAUCGAUGAUGGUAUUCCAGCACCUGUGUCUGGUACAAGUUGUGCUGCUCCCACAUUUGCUGGCAUUGUGGCUAGUCUGAAUGACGUUCUACUAAACAAAGGAAUGAAGACACUUGGUUUUCUGAAUCCUCUGCUGUACAUGCAACUCCAAGGCAAAGGCUUCUUUGAUGUGACGGAUGGUUCUAAUGGAGGCUUUGGCUGUAAGGGAUUUAACGCUGUUUCGGGAUGGGACCCUGCCUCUGGAUGGGGGAACCCAAACUUUGGACUGCUAAAGGACCUUGUGUAGUGUAUUGAGGUUGUAUAGUUAUAACUUCUACAUGAAUAGUAAUACAUGCAUUAUUUUGUUUACAUGAUCUCUUUGUAUUUUCAACAA
Messenger RNA from Halichondria panicea, 1762 nucleotides. RefSeq names its product tripeptidyl-peptidase 1-like. Lineage: Eukaryota; Metazoa; Porifera; Demospongiae; Suberitida; Halichondriidae. Gene Ontology annotation, biological process: proteolysis; central nervous system development. The coding region runs from base 77 to 1675 and encodes 532 amino acids. Gene Ontology annotation, molecular function: serine-type endopeptidase activity; tripeptidyl-peptidase activity. The record is from RefSeq and is a predicted model, not a curated record. The transcript has a single exon.